AUGGCCAAAUCUGUUGCUUUAGUCGCCGCUCUAGUGGCAAUGGUUAUGGCCGUCGAAUUUGCAAGCAUUGCGGAUGCAAAAUAUAACAGCUACCUGAGGGUGUAUGAGGAGCCAGGGUGUCGCGGCCGUUCUGAGAAGUAUGAAGCUUGUGGUUGUCACAACCUGGAAUUCAAUGGUGGAUACAAGUAUGAUUAUAACGAGAAUCAUGACGCAGACUCGAGGAUGGUAGUGUACAAGGGCUAUAACUGCGAGGGAUAUGGUCGCGCGUUGCCUCAAGUCGAUAGGAAUCGCUGCUGGCCCUUCCAAUUCAGGAGCGUCUACAUCAAGUGCUGA
This is a messenger RNA of Nymphaea colorata (pocket water lily), 333 nucleotides long. RefSeq names its product antimicrobial peptide 1-like. The record is from RefSeq and is a predicted model, not a curated record. The transcript has a single exon. Lineage: Eukaryota; Viridiplantae; Streptophyta; Magnoliopsida; Nymphaeales; Nymphaeaceae. The coding region runs from base 1 to 333 and encodes 110 amino acids. Gene Ontology annotation, biological process: negative regulation of growth; defense response.